Uncinocarpus reesii 1704 is the source of this 2316-nucleotide messenger RNA. Its product is annotated as dolichyl-phosphate-mannose--protein mannosyltransferase 4. The record is from RefSeq and is a predicted model, not a curated record. Gene Ontology annotation, molecular function: dolichyl-phosphate-mannose-protein mannosyltransferase activity. The coding region runs from base 1 to 2316 and encodes 771 amino acids. Gene Ontology annotation, cellular component: membrane; endoplasmic reticulum. Gene Ontology annotation, biological process: protein O-linked glycosylation via mannose. The transcript has 3 exons. NCBI's taxonomy places the organism in Eukaryota, Fungi, Ascomycota, Eurotiomycetes, Onygenales, Onygenaceae.
AUGUCCUCAUCCCCAUCGAGCCUCCGACAGCGAGGAGGCAAGAAAGCUGGUAAUCUUGGUACACCGGAGCGAAGGUCUGUGUCGCCAGCACCGCCAGCGGUCAGCCAGCAACCGGCUACGAAACCAAGUUCAGAAUGGGACUACAAACUCGCCUUGACAGUCAUAACAAUUCUGGCGUUUGUCACUCGAUUUUACAAGAUCAAUUAUCCGGAUCAAGUUGUGUUUGAUGAGGUGCAUUUUGGAAAGUUUGCAUCAUAUUACCUCCAACGUACCUACUUCUUCGAUGUCCAUCCUCCCUUCGCCAAACUUCUCUUUGCCUUCGUCGGCUGGCUGGUUGGAUAUGACGGUCACUUUCUCUUUGACAAUAUCGGCGAUUCGUACGUUGAAAACAAAGUACCCUAUGUUGCGCUGCGCUCGUUGCCCGCCACACUCGGUUCCCUGACCGUUCCCCUGGUAUUCCUGAUUAUGUGGGAAUCGGGCUACUCGCUUCCAGCAUGUGUGCUUUCAGCAGGGUUGGUCCUCUUCGAUAACGCCCACAUCGGCGAGGAUAGAUUAAUUUUGCUGGAUGCCACCUUGGUCAUUUCAAUGACCCUGAGUAUAUACUGUUAUAUUCGGUUCCACAAACUCCGACAUGCUUCAUUCAGCCGCAAGUGGUGGAAAUGGCUACUCUUAACGGGAAUCUCGCUUAGCUGCGUGAUCUCAACCAAAUAUGUCGGUCUAUUCUCCUUCGUCACCAUUGGUUCUGCAGUCUUAAUUGACUUGUGGGACCUUUUAAAUGUCAAUCGCCGCGGCGGGGCUCUCACAAUGGUCCAGUUCGGUCAGCACUUUGUCUCCCGUGCGUUUGGCCUCAUCGUCAUCCCUUUUUUCUUUUAUUUGUUCUGGUUUCAGGUCCAUUUUGCGGUUCUGAACAAGUCCGGCCCUGGGGAUAAUUUUAUGUCACCCGAAUUCCAAGAAACCCUUUCAGACAACGCGAUGGCUGCAAAAUCCGUGGGUGUUCAAUAUUAUGAUUUCAUCACUAUCCGUCAUAGACAGACCAAGACCUACCUUCACAGCCAUCCGGAGAAAUAUCCACUUCGCUACGAGGACGGCCGUGUAUCCAGUCAAGGCCAACAGGUCACUGGAUAUCCCUACAAUGACACCAACAAUCAGUGGCAGAUCCUUCCGUCAGUCUCAUUCCCUGAAAACGAUCGGCUAAAUCAUUCUGUCAAAAAUGGUGAUACUAUUCAGCUUCGCCAUGUUGGUACAGACACGAUCCUUCUUACGCACGAUGUCGCUUCUCCAUUCUAUCCCACAAAUCAGGAAUUCACAACUGUCUCUCAUGAGCUGGCAGACGGGAAACGCCACAACGAUACUUUGUUCCAAAUCAAAAUCGAACAUGGCAAAGCCAAGGAAGAGUUUCGAACCAUGGCCAGCUUAUUCAAACUCAUCCAUGUUCCCACAAAAGUGGCCAUGUGGACGCACACAACUCCUUUACCCGAGUGGGGAUUCAAGCAAGCUGAAAUCAACGGGAACAAAAAUGCGCAAGAGUCUUCCAAUAUAUGGUAUGCCGAAGAUAUCCCUUCUCUCGAGCCAGGAAAUUCGCGCCUAAUUAGAGAGCCAAAACAACCCAAGCAUAUGCCAUUUUUGAAAAAAUAUCUUGAGCUCCAGGCGGCAAUGUUUCACCACAACAAUGCACUCACUGCCAGUCAUCCAUAUGCGAGCGAACCUUUCCAGUGGCCCUUCCUCCUCCGUGGAGUCAGCUUCUGGACUAAGAAUGACACUCGAGAACAGAUUUACUUUUUGGGUAAUCCUAUCGGAUGGUGGAUUGCGAGCAGUCUUUUAGCUAUCUUCGCAGGUGUCAUCGGUGCUGAUCAGCUUUCACUACGCCGUGGUGUAGAUGCGCUUGAAGAAAUUUGGGGCCCAGGCACACGCUCUCGUCUCUAUAAUAGCACUGGGUUUUUCUACCUUUGCUGGGCAGCGCACUACUUUCCGUUCUAUCUCAUGGGCCGACAACGAUUCCUCCAUCACUAUCUUCCAGCGCAUAUUGCCUCCUGCCUUGUCACUGGAGCUCUAGUCGAAUUCCUUUUCAACAUUGACCCUAUCAAUGUAGAGAAUGUCGUUGGUGCUGGAGGACAAGGUCGUCGACUCGGCAUGCGCAGAGUGCAAAUGAGUCGCCAGACCAUGAUGGCUACCUGGGCAGCCACUGUUGCGAUUCUCAGCGCUGUUAUUUGGGGAUUUUGGUUCUUCGCGCCGCUCACUUAUGGAACACCAGGUUUGGAUGUUGACGGAGUCAAACUGCGCAAAUGGCUUUCUUAUGACUUGCAUUUCGCGAAAUAA